GUUCGUUCGUCGCUUCUGGAGCUCACCGAACGAGCAAGGGAGCUCUCUCACGGCUCAUCGAUUCCAAGCUCAUCGACGGAAGCUCUUUCACAUUCUCCUAGAAAGAAAUCAACCAGUUGAAUUGGCGCAAGCCAGAUACAUCAAUCAAACAAACACCUACCUAAUUCUCCAAGUCACACAUCAUAUCUCCAAUGUCAGACCCAACAUCACCCUCCGCCUCCGCCCACCUCGAAGAGACCCUAGGCCGUCUCUCCAAAAAGCCCGGCGUAAAGGGCGCCAUUGUCCUUGACCGCGCUUCCGGCGCCAUCCUCAAAACCAGCGGCCAAAUCUCUUCAAUUCGAAAAGCCAAGCCCCAACCACAGCAACCAGAACAGUCCGAGCAGCAAUUGAUUACGGACCAGCAAGGCCCACUGUCACCUUCAUUUCCUCCUGGCACCGCUACUGAUACGACUACUACCGAUCCGGCUCCGGCUCCCGGCACGGCGGUGACUACGACAGGGGAGGAGGCAGUUGCUGCACCGGCAACAGUAUCUACGGGGACGGGCACGGAUGGGGAGGUACCGGGCGCUGGGGCAGGUGCGGCGGGCACGGGCGCGGGGAACGCAAGCAGCGGCAGCAGCGGCAGUGCAGUGAGUGCCUAUGAUCAGAACGUGGUAGAGCUCGCGGCGAUGGUGUGGAGUUUUGUGUCGAAUGCGGGCGAGUUUGUGCAAGACUUGGAUGAGGAGGAUGAACUCAAACUCCUAAGACUACGGACGAAAAAGCAGGAAUUGGUAAUCGUGCCCGAUGCGAAAUACCUGCUAGUCGUUUUUCACGAUACCCCUCCAGCAUGAUUCACAAAACAUAUCGAGUGCUAUCCAAAAAGGGAUGGCGCAACGCUGCAAGUGCUGAGGCCUGACGUCGUCCCUGAGCUCAAUCUGGUGAUGAUGCAGUCAGUGGUGAUGGUGGUGGUGGUGGUGGUGAUGGUAGCGGUGAUGAGCCACGCCAAGGAUAGGAAUGGGAUGGUAGGAUGGAUCAGUUCGGUUUCAUUAAUCUGAUACUUCGAACCUUGAUGCGUUCCAUCGAAAGGAAGGAUACGUCGCUCCCUCUCAUGAAGCACGGCACGGCACGACCGGGCGACAGUUUCCCGAUCGAGACGACAUAAGGCAAAUGUUACAGUUCCCAUCCGUCCCUUUUUGACGGGAACGCGUGCGCGGAUUGUUUCGACAUGGGUAGUCAGUCGCAUGAAUGGCAUGGGGCAUAUAAGGCUCUGGUAGAUCUGUUCCCUAUGGCAGAGAGGACUGUUACCAUUGGGUGCUCGUCAAGGUUGAAAAGAGAGAGAAGUAGGGGGGGAGAGGAGGGCUGGAUGAUGAUGAUGAUUGACGAUUGGGCAGAUGGAUGGCGCGAAUCCGAAUCCUGAACAAACGAACUGGUUUUGACAUGAUUUGAUACCCUCCUCCGCCUUUCCCCCUUUUUCCGCCGAUGAGAUUACAUUGUUCUUCAAAGGCGGCUGAUAAAGUUGGUUGAGUUGCACAACAACGACGAGCGGCGGCAAGUCGCAGUUUGAUCAUUUUCUGCGCAGCAAUUUACACGCCGAAACCGCUUUUAAUACCCAUCCAUUGACCCUAAUCAUGAAACGCUCGUUCCAUUCACCCCUUG
This is a messenger RNA of Neurospora crassa OR74A, 1635 nucleotides long. RefSeq lists its product as hypothetical. Gene Ontology annotation, molecular function: dynein intermediate chain binding. Lineage: Eukaryota; Fungi; Ascomycota; Sordariomycetes; Sordariales; Sordariaceae. The record is from RefSeq and is a predicted model, not a curated record. The transcript is spliced from 3 exons. Gene Ontology annotation, cellular component: cytoplasm; cytoplasmic dynein complex. Gene Ontology annotation, biological process: microtubule-based movement. The coding region runs from base 192 to 830 and encodes 212 amino acids.